This is a messenger RNA of Condylura cristata (star-nosed mole), 456 nucleotides long. Its product is annotated as ribonuclease pancreatic-like. NCBI's taxonomy places the organism in Eukaryota, Metazoa, Chordata, Mammalia, Eulipotyphla, Talpidae. Gene Ontology annotation, molecular function: RNA nuclease activity; nucleic acid binding. The record is from RefSeq and is a predicted model, not a curated record. The transcript is spliced from 2 exons. The coding region runs from base 1 to 456 and encodes 151 amino acids.
AUGGUGAUACCAGGUGGCCCCCAGGGAAUCGAGGCCACCAUGGCCCUGAAGACCCUCGUCCUGUUCUCCCUGCUGGUCCUGGGGCUGCUGGUGAUCGUGGGGGCCCAGCCUCCUGCUUUCAAGAGGUUCCAGGAGAGGCACAUGGAUACUGGUCCUGGCCCUUUCGACCCCCCCUACUGCAACAAGACCAUGUACCAAAGGAAUCUUUUAAAGAGGAACUUCAACACCUUUGUGCAUGAGUCCCUUAAGGAUGUACACGAUGUCUGCUGGGAGGAAAACUACAUAUUCAAAAAUAGAACGUGUAACAACUGCCACAAGAGUAGUAAUCGAAUGAGCAUCACAGAGUGUAGUAUAAUAGGCAGGAACCCCAUCAGGUACCGGACCAAAAAUAGCAAGAAGUACAUCGUCAUUGCCUGUGAUGGGAUUUGGCCCGUCCACUUUGAUGGUUCCGAGUAG